This is a messenger RNA of Oryctolagus cuniculus (rabbit), 870 nucleotides long. The record is from RefSeq and is a predicted model, not a curated record. Lineage: Eukaryota; Metazoa; Chordata; Mammalia; Lagomorpha; Leporidae.
AUGUAUCCAAGAUUAUGCAGUGAUGAGUGCUCGAUGCAAUCAGGCUGCAAGCCUCAUACAACAAAUCUGGUGGGAUCUUCCACCAUUUUAUCCUCAGAGCCAGUGAAUCCAGAUCAGGAUGACGUUUAUCUCAGCAGCAAAGGAACGCUGGAAAAGGUCAAGAAUUUUGCAGUAUGUUCCUCCCUAGGCUACAGGAUCAAAGCUUCUUUUUUAAAAGGUUGCUGCAGGCCCAAUGAGACAGUCAGUCGUGACGGAGAAUAUAAACAACAGUUUGUGUCUUUCGUGGCAGUGCAUGCUACUCUUGGGGGGUUGACUGUGAAGACAAUUUCUCCAGAGAAAUGUGUUGCUCUCAUUAGGGAAACAAUAGGAACAGAAAACAGACACAUGGGCAGUAUGUGGAAUUUGGAACUUCAGGUGCACUUUUACUUGAAGUCAAGGACUGUAGCGAUCAGGACUUGUAAAGAAACCAAGCAUGUCAGUGCUCCGACCAAAGCUUCUGACUCUCUGAAAGCCUUCCUCCUUGUCUUCUGGGUGGUUGAUGUGCUGGCCCUCCUCAGAUUGCAUGACUUCAUCCUCGAGUCUUUUGAAAUAACUAAUGUUAAGCCCCUUAAAGGAGACCACCUGUUCAGUGCAGUAGGAAGAAUCACCAGCAACAGAGGUAAAACCAAAUUCACCAUAGAGAAUGGGACAUGGGCAUGGAUAGUUUUGGCUGAUGUGAAAGUUCAUACCCUUGACUCUUUCCAAAACAUCAAGAUGGAGAGAACUGCCAUCUGCAACCUCACCCUGGGAAAUCCUCCCUCAAAGGUUUAUGGCAGGGGCUAUUUGGUUUAUGGCAACAUUCGAGCUGUGGCUAGCAGAUCAGCAGAUUGA